Molecule: messenger RNA, 1575 nt
Organism: Malania oleifera
Lineage: Eukaryota; Viridiplantae; Streptophyta; Magnoliopsida; Santalales; Ximeniaceae
Product: pectinesterase 2-like
Exons: 2
Coding region: 1-1575 (524 amino acids)
Biological process (GO): cell wall modification
Molecular function (GO): pectinesterase activity; pectinesterase inhibitor activity
Source: RefSeq, a predicted model, not a curated record
AUGGCAGUAGUCCUUCAUACAUUUCUAAUGCUUGGAUCAUUCUCAUGUAUCUUUCUUUUUGCGCCCAUUUUCGGUGACCAGCGAGCCGAUGCGGAUUGGUGGUGCAGCCAAACACCAUACCCAGAAACCUGUAAGCAUUCCUUGAGCCACCAGAACCUUAACCCUAAUCUGGCCAUGCAAAAGUCUGAUUUCUACAAACUGGCCCUGCAGCUCGCUCUCAAAGGCGCCAUCGAUGCCAAUGGCUUCGUAGUUUCGCUCGGUUCCAAGUGUCGAAACGAUCGCGAAAAGGCUGCAUGGGCAGAUUGUCUCAAACUCUACAACUACACCGUCUUCCGCCUCCAGCAAACCAUUUCGACCACCAACAGCACCCAGGGCGACGCGCAAACAUGGCUCAGCACCGCCCUUACAAACCUUGAGACGUGCCGCUCCGGUUUCAUCGAGGUCGGGGUCAUCGACAACAUAUUGCCAUUACUGUCAAUUGAGAAUGUGUCCAACUUGAUCUCCAACACCUUAGCACUCAAUAGAGUUCCACACCCAGUGGAUGGCAAUCAACCAGAAGAGUUUCCCAGUUGGGCUAAAUCUAGCAACCGAAAGCACGGGCAGGGCACCCCGAGUUCUUCCCUGCCAGUUUUUCAGGCGAAUAUUGUGGUGGAAAAGGGCGGGUCGGGGAAUCGGAAGACCAUAAACGAGGCGAUUGCCGCGGCAUCGCAGCGGAGGGGAGACAGCAGGUUUGUGAUUUAUGUGAAGGCUGGGGUGUAUGAAGAAAAAGUUGAGAUAGGGAGUGACUUGAAGAACAUCAUGCUGGUGGGAGAUGGUAUUGGGAAAACAAUAAUCACUAAUAGCUUAAGCGUAAGAGGAGGUUCAACAACGUUCAAUUCAGCUACAGUUGCUGUUUUUGGAGAUGGAUUCAUUGGCCGAGACAUCACAUUCCGAAACACUGCUGGACCAAAUAAUGGCCAAGCUGUGGCUCUGCUUUCCAUGUCCGAUCUCUCGGCGUUCUACCAUUGCAGCUUCGAAGGGUACCAAGACACUCUCUGCGUCCAUUCCGAAAGACAGUUCUUCAGAGAAUGUGACAUAUACGGAACCGUAGACUUCAUAUUCGGAAAUGCUGCCGUUGUCUUCCAAAACUGUAACAUCUACGUAAGAAAAGGCCAUAGUACCAACACUAUCACUGCCCAAGGUAGGUCUAACCCUGACCAGAACACCGGAAUCUCUAUACAAAAUUGCAGUGUCAUGGCGGCCGCCGACCUCGCAAAAGGAAAACAAUGCCCCCCAACGUACCUCGGAAGACCGUGGCGCCUGUUCUCACGCACUGUGUUUCUUGAAAGUUUCCUUGAUAAGUUGGUAAAUCCGGCGGGCUGGCUGGAAUGGGAUGGAAGCUCUUCACUUAGCCACUUGUAUUAUGCAGAGUACAGGAACAAGGGACCUCGGUCAAUAACCACGCAUAGAGUGAAAUGGCAAGGCUUUCAUAUUUUAACUAGCCCUAUUGAAGCUGACCCAUUCACCGUCGAGAACUUUAUCUCUGGCAAAACAUGGCUGCCAUCCACCAAUAUAGAUUUCAAUCCGGGCCUUUGA